Clarias gariepinus (North African catfish) is the source of this 570-nucleotide messenger RNA. RefSeq names its product small nuclear ribonucleoprotein polypeptide E (gene snrpe). Gene Ontology annotation, molecular function: RNA binding. Bases 139 to 417 code for a protein of 92 amino acids. The transcript is spliced from 5 exons. NCBI's taxonomy places the organism in Eukaryota, Metazoa, Chordata, Actinopteri, Siluriformes, Clariidae. Gene Ontology annotation, cellular component: U5 snRNP; U4 snRNP; U4/U6 x U5 tri-snRNP complex. Gene Ontology annotation, biological process: spliceosomal snRNP assembly; mRNA splicing, via spliceosome. The record is from RefSeq and is a predicted model, not a curated record.
UCUACAUCCGGUGCGCGGCCAUUGUCGCCUUUAUCAACGUGAGGAGCUCGUUUAAUAACGCGCCGAAAGCCUUACAUUUUUUUCCCCAGUUUCUUAACGUUUACAGAAGAACAUCCGGAGCGUAUUAUUUCCUAAAUCAUGGCGUACAGGGGACAAGGGCAGAAAGUCCAGAAGGUUAUGGUGCAACCAAUUAACCUUAUUUUCAGGUACCUACAGAAUCGAUCCCGUAUCCAGGUUUGGCUUUAUGAGCAGAUCAACAUGCGGAUAGAAGGGUGCAUUAUUGGCUUUGACGAGUACAUGAACUUGGUUUUGGAUGACGCUGAGGAAGUGCACAUGAAGACCAAGAACAGGAAGCCUUUAGGGAGGAUCAUGCUAAAAGGAGACAACAUCACGCUUCUACAGAGCGUCUCGAAUUAACCUCAUCUGAUGGAUUUCCUGUAUCGUGAUGGAGUACUGUUGGAUAGCAUUUAUUUCUGUAUUUUUGGUUUCGUUUGUUGGCUUUUUUUUUCUAAACAGUGAAUGAUGCAUCUUGUUUUUUCUAGUAAAACAUUAAAGUGUUUUGUUUGCUUA